Molecule: messenger RNA, 773 nt
Organism: Centruroides sculpturatus (bark scorpion)
Lineage: Eukaryota; Metazoa; Arthropoda; Arachnida; Scorpiones; Buthidae
Exons: 1
Coding region: 60-773 (237 amino acids)
Source: RefSeq, a predicted model, not a curated record
ACUCAGCAAAGUGUACAGGUCACUUUAGGACCGGUGUCGAUAGACUGAAGUUUCAAACCAUGGAACCUGCCAUGUCUCUUCCGGACCUAUCUAAUCCAGAUAGAAGUUCUUUAAAGCAGAGUGUAAAAACCAAACAAUCCAAUGGUCAUCCAAAAGGAAUUAUAGUGAUGGUGACAUCCGACGAUGUCGAAGAACAGAAACCCAAGAAAAGUUCUCCGCGGGAAAGAAAUUCUACGGAGCUUCAACUAUUAUCUAUUCCAGAUGGAAGUUGCACUCAUAAUUGUCGUAGACAUUCCUAUCAAGUGGACAUGAAUGAACGUCACCAUCGCAAACAUCACAAGAGGAGCAGGAAAGGUUCUUAUCCGGAAACGGAACUGUACAGGGGACGAGUGGUUCCUGAUAUAUCCAGUGAUACCUUAUCAACUAGCAGUUGUCGCCAUUCCUCCAGGUGUUCCAGCAUUAGUAGUGUCAAUCACAGCAGGAGAUCGUCCCAUUCCGAUUGCGGCUCUCAGAGACGAGCUUCUUGUCAAAGUUAUCAUCAUCGAAGAAGUAGUCAUUCUAUAUCCGGAGGAAGUAGUCACAGUCGGAGACCAUCUGCAGCUCCUUCUAUAGCUAAAGAAGAGCAGAACAGUCCUGAAAAUCGGAGAAGAAGGACUAUCAUCUUCCUAAUUGGUUUUGUAUCAUGUUUCAUCUUACUCACUAGUGUUAUUUUGAUAGCCGUUAGCCUAACCCUUUCUCCAACCAUAGACGAGUUAGGUAAGUUAGAAAAGUAA